AUGCUCACAGAGACCUUCCUGACACACGAGCCCAAGGAACUCAUAGUGCCCAAAUACAAAGGAUACUUUUCAGAAGCCAAGAAAACAGAAGGGAGGCCAAGUGGAGGAUUGGCAAUAUUCGUCGGACCACGGUUUGCACAAUCGAAAGUUAUGUUCAAAAGUGAUCAUAUAAUUGGUGUGGAGAUCGGUGAUACGACAUACGCAACAGCGUACUUCAGUCCGAACACGCCAGUCGCGGAAAUCAUCCUCGAGGUACAUGAACUCAUCAUGAAUCAAAGCACAACCUCAAUAGUAAUGUACGGAGAUUUCAACUGCAGGAUUGAUGGGAGAGAGCAGCGAGGUGUAGAUCUCAGCGAGGCCCUUGGCCACCUCAACCUCCGAUUGAUGAAUGAUCCCCAAGAAAUGACAUACAUCGCACAUAACGGUCGCAGCGCUAUAGACUUGAUAUUCGCGUCCGACAACAUUGCCCCAAAAGUGAAGAUGAUUACCCAAGCCACAGUGGAGAGAAAGCAUCAGAGGAUCACAGUAACGAUACAACAAUCGAAUUCCCUAAUCAAGACAGGGAGCAAGAGGCCCUCGGCUGCGAUAAGACGCAUAUCCUCCAUUGAACUGGAAAAAGCGCUGCCGAUGAUGAAAGAAACAGAGGACCGCUCACUAGAAGAUAUAUACAAGCAGCUACAUGAAAUCAUUAAAAAGUCAGCUCGAGAAAGAAUUCCGAGAACGAGGAAGAACAAAGUAUGGUACGACAAAGAGUGUCGGGAGCUGAAGUCACAAGCCAUCAGCAAAAUUGGAACAGAAGAGUAUCGACAACUCAGGAGGCGGUACAAAACCACCACGAAUGAGAAGAGAAUGAGAUACGAAGCGAGGAUCUUCGAAGACAAAGUGCAGAUGAGCAGGUGCAAGCCGUGGCUCAUGCUUCCGAAGAAGAAACCGACAGGAGUGCCAAGGAUUGAUCUGUGCUCCUUCGAGAAAUACUACGAAGACUUCUACGCCGCGACUGGGGAUACGGGGGAACCCAGCCUCGACGACGGACACCCGGAUCAAAGUGGAGAGUGGUAUAACGAGUACAUCACCAAUGAAGAGAUCACGGGAAGACUCAAGAGGAUGAAGAGAGGCAAGGCAGUUGGCCCGGACAGUGUAGCAGCCGAGAUCUUCAAAGACAACACAAUACUCGUGCCUAUCGUGUCCCGUAUGUUCAACAAGAUUCUCGACAGCGGCAGAAUACCGCAAGAAUGGAGAUCGGCACACGUAAAACCGCUUUACAAGGGUAAAGGGUCGCCGGAAGAUAUCAGCAGCUAUAGAUGCAUUAACCUGACGUCGCACUUGUACAAAACUUUCACAGGCGUGCUCGCAGACCGAGUGACCACACAGUGUCUACCGCAGAUCUCGGAGAAUCAGCACGGUUUCCUUCCUCACAGAUGA
Messenger RNA from Galendromus occidentalis (western predatory mite), 1422 nucleotides. RefSeq lists its product as uncharacterized. The transcript has a single exon. Gene Ontology annotation, molecular function: catalytic activity. NCBI's taxonomy places the organism in Eukaryota, Metazoa, Arthropoda, Arachnida, Mesostigmata, Phytoseiidae. The record is from RefSeq and is a predicted model, not a curated record. Bases 1 to 1422 code for a protein of 473 amino acids.